CCUAAGCCUGUUUAUGGAUGGGAUUUGAACUGUGACUGAAGGAGUGAGAUGUUUUUUUAUUUUGUAUAACCUCGUGUUCCCACCCCAUCCCGCAAUGAAAUAUAUUUUGUUUCAAUACCCGGUGCAGUAGAUGGCGGCAACAGACCUACACCAAUAGGUGUAUUCUGCCAAACAACCUUAAAAAGAAAAAGAAGAAGAAGAAGAAUAUGACAGCGCAGCGGUUGUUAUGGAGAAGCAUUUCCCCUGAAGGCUGGAGAAACAUUGGAGAGCUGGCGUUGGGAACAGAAAGCAGCUGAUCGGUUUCAGACGGGCUGAGAACACGAGCUCGCGCUUCUGUCAGACUGAAUGAACUUCAUAGGUGUCAGGGGAGGGAGGUAGAAUGUUAUGUAUUCUCAGCAGCACAAUGGAUCCUUGAGACGCCUUGAUGCCGGACUCUUCCUGGUUUCUGAAGCACCACCUGCACUGGCCUAUUACAGGACUAGAAGACUGACAAGUGAUCCAAUCCCAUGCAGCCCCCACCUCUGACCAACCUCUGCCCUUCCAUUCUCUCGUACUAUUGCACUCUGAAUUAAGGUUCUCUGCAGUAUUAGUCCAAAUGUCUUUAUUUUUUAUUUAUUUUUUACCUCAUUGAUAUAUAUAUAUAUUUUUUACAGGGACCUCACGAUACAAUACUUAGGCGCCGAUAUGUAUUGUGUUUCUCAUGAUAGUUAUUGUGAUUUGAUACUGUGAUUUUAUUGCGAUUUUGAUGUUCCAAACAUUGCUCACCACAUGUCGGCUGCAGAGAGUCAAGAGAAAGCAAGAGAAAAUUAGUUUUGAUCUUUCAUGGAAAUAAGUGGUGAAAACAUGUUGGCUCACUAUUUAAGAAGAAGAUGGAGAACAAGCUAUAGGAUGACUAGUGCUAGCUAAUGCUUCCUAGCAAGAAAAAUACAUUACAAAUCGAAAGUAGCGAUUUAUAAUGGAACUAUAUCGAUUUAUCAUUAUAUUUUUUUAGCAGUGAUAUGGAUUUAAGGACUGAAAUAUGGUUCAAAGUUUUUUUUUUUACUUUCUACUGCUAAAAUCCAGAACCAGAUCAGACCAGUGAAACAGGACAGGGGAGGGGGUGGGGGGAGGGCUUUGGCGUGGCAUGGCAGAGCACGGCGAGCUGCUCGGUGAGAUGGCCACGAUUGGGCGUCUGAGCGCCACGGAGCGCUUGAAGCAUGCCCAGAAGCGGCGUGCCCAGCAGCUAAAGGGCUGGGCCCAGAUGGACAAGGACAUGGCCCGCGGCGAGGGCAAGGCCGGCCAGAAAAGCAACAAGAAGGGGCGCACGCGCAGGGUGGUCUUCCCCAACAACAUCACUCUGCUGGAGGCUGCAGCCCGCAAUGACCUGGAGGAGGUGAGGGAGCUGCUGAACGGUGGAGUCAGUCCAGAUCUGUACAACGAGGACGGACUCACUGCCCUUCACCAGUGCUGUAUUGAUGACUUUGUGGAGCUGGUACAGUGUCUGUUGGACGCCGGGGCCAGUGUGAACGCCUGUGACAGUGAGCUGUGGACGCCGCUUCACGCUGCUGCCACCUGUGGACACACAGACCUGGUGCGGCUUCUCGUGCAGUCUGGAGCAGAGCUGCUGGCUGUCAACGCUGAUGGCAACAUGCCCUAUGACCUUUGUGAGGACGAGGCCACUCUGGAGCUGCUAGAGAUGGUCAUGGCAGAGCAGGGUAUAACCCAGGACCGUAUAAACCGGUGUCGUGGGGCUAAGGAGAUGAAUAUGCUCACAGAUCUUCGAGUGCUGGUCCAGAAUGGAGCGGACCUGAACGCUCAGGAUGACAACGGGGCCACGCUGCUGCACAUAGCGGCGGCUAACGGCUACUUGUCGGUGGGGGAGCUGCUACUGGAGCACCGGGCCAAGGUGGAACAGAAGGACACGGACGGCUGGACACCACUCCACGCCGCCUCCUGCUGGGGACAGAUCCUGAUGGUGGAGCAGCUGGUGGCUCAUGGGGCCAGUCUCAACACCAAGUCUGUCCUGGAAGAGACGCCGCUGGAUGUGUGUGCUGACGAGGAGGUGAGGGUCAAGCUGAUGGAGCUGAAGCACAAACACGACGCAAUCAUGAAGAGUCAUGACCGACACAAGGGCACCUUGCAGAGACGAGCCUCCAGCACUGGCAGCAGAGGUAAGGUGGUGCGGCGUGUGAGCGUCAACGAGCGUUCCAGCCUGUACCGGCGGGAGCACCACAAGGAGGCCAUGGUGUGGCAGGAGAGAGGCCGGCAGGCCGAGCCGCAGGACGACGACGAGGACAGACAGACGGACAACGAGCUCCACCAGCACGUUGCCAUGGCUGCAGGUACCAUGUCGAGGCUGGAGAAUGAGGAGGGAGCGGAGAGGAAUUCUAGUCUGGGGAACGGUGGGACGCCCCUUGCCCUCUCGGCGUCUGUCCCAGGGGAGAAGUGGAGUGGAGGCCGGAUGGACCGCAGUGCCUCCUACCAGCUGAGCCCUGCCUCAGGGUCUGGGGAGGAAAGGGACAACAUGACCCUGGAGAAAUCCCACCAGACUCUAGCGGACCUGAAACGCCAGCGGGCCGCGGCCAAGCUCAACAAGUACCCCGCCCCACCUCUACUCCCUCCCUCAGAGGAGGAACCUCCCUCUCCCACCCCUCUGCAGGAGGUGACCCCCUCCCGAGCUGUCCAGGAGACCCCCAGCACAGAGGAGGUGGCCUUUCCCCGCUCUGUGUACUUCACUCCAGCCAGCGGGGACCCGCCCCUGCUCAAACUACGAGCCCCAGAGGAGGACACGUCCAACAACACCAAGGAGCCCUGCUGUGGAAUCAUGUAGAGACAUACGAACACUCCCAAGCCACAAUGUAGAGACACACAAACACUCCCAAGCACCCACUGCCUGACUGGAAAUGAGGGGAUGUGUAACACUCCUAUGUGGCAAACCGAUUUCAAGUCAAAACACUACGGUGACCACCAGAUAUACUUUUAAGGAUUCAUUGCAGUUUGAUUCGUUCUAAGCAUAUUAUUUGGUUCCGUCAAUGAUAUGCCGUUGAAUGUUUGGUCUUAACUCCAUUUUAGUAAAUGUAGUAGUACAUUUUAUCUUCUUGCACAGAUUUAUUUUAAACUCUCCUUCCUGAAAAAUGUCAAACAUUUAAUAUAUGAGCACUUAACAUAAUGUUCCUCAUUGCUCCUCUGAGGGUGUGGCCAGAUCCAUAUAUUUCCAUAUGGAUAUUGCUCUGGGUCUAUUUGGAUCUCAGGAGACCUUAUAUGGCCACCUGGUGGCUUUUUAGGCUGUGUGUGGAGACCUACAGAUACCAGUAUUACUCUUGCAAUAGCACUGAGUACUUUCCUCUUAAGUCCCUUUUUUCAUGUGUGUUUGGGGCAGUUCAAUAAGAGUUCUCACACUAGGAUGUAUCAAGCACAUACUAUAUGAAUUGGUCAUCUGACUUCAGUGAAUAAGAUGUGCUUAUUCAAAGCAGAAAGGGGCAAGAGCAGAAUGAACCAAACCUGAUUAUUAUGCUUUUUUUCAAGAUGAUAAUCGGACCAAUGAAUGAUCUUUCCUACUUAUGAUUGACUGAACAUGAUUUAAGAUGCACUGUAACUUACUUGAUGUGCACUAUUGAUUGAAGGGAAGCACAGAUUAUGAUCGAGAGUGAGGCGAUUUCCUAAAGUGAUUGAUACAAAAGGGUACAUGAUAGCAUUUAUUGAUCUUACAGUGCAUCCUGGAAGUAUUCAGACCACUUGACUUUUUCCACAUUUUGUUUCAUUAGUCUUAUUCUAGUUUUUCCCCCCUCAAU
This is a messenger RNA of Salvelinus sp. IW2-2015, 3770 nucleotides long. RefSeq names its product protein phosphatase 1, regulatory subunit 16A (gene ppp1r16a). Gene Ontology annotation, molecular function: enzyme inhibitor activity; myosin phosphatase regulator activity; protein binding. NCBI's taxonomy places the organism in Eukaryota, Metazoa, Chordata, Actinopteri, Salmoniformes, Salmonidae. The record is from RefSeq and is a predicted model, not a curated record. Gene Ontology annotation, cellular component: cytoplasm.